Molecule: messenger RNA, 533 nt
Organism: Selaginella moellendorffii
Lineage: Eukaryota; Viridiplantae; Streptophyta; Lycopodiopsida; Selaginellales; Selaginellaceae
Product: glutamate synthase [NADH], amyloplastic-like
Exons: 5
Coding region: 110-454 (114 amino acids)
Source: RefSeq, a predicted model, not a curated record
GAGACGGACACGCCGCAAGACUUGGCAGCCAGAGUGUUGGAACAAGAGCACGCACUGUAUGUGAAAGCUGUGGCUGCUCUCUGCGAAGAAAGGAUUGAAUGGAGUGGCGAUGGAGUCCCUCGCAUGCGCGGAAAAUAACCAGCUUAACUGGGAGGCCAAUUACGAAUUCGUGAAAGUUUUCCCUCUCGACUACAAAAGAGCUCUCAACGAGGAGAAGGACAAGAAAAGAGCGGCAGAGGAGGAGGAAGCGCGACUGGCCGCUGUGGAUGCUUUCCAGGAAAUGAAGAAAAUGGCUGAAGCAGCUACCAACGGAGGAGCGGCUGCAGUAGUCGCGACUCAAGCCCAAGCGCGGCCAACAAGAAUUCCGGACGCAGUGAAACAUCGGGAUUUAUCUCGUAUGAACGAGAAACACUUCCAUAUCACCCGGCCCAUUGGAACGAGGUCCUUGCGAUGACCUCCUUAAAACCCAGUCCGCGCGGCACUCCAUUAGAACUGCAACCAGAUUCCGGAAUGGAACGAGCUUGUUCACCAAG